Colletotrichum spaethianum is the source of this 759-nucleotide messenger RNA. Its product is annotated as efflux pump terJ. The record is from RefSeq and is a predicted model, not a curated record. Bases 1 to 759 code for a protein of 252 amino acids. Gene Ontology annotation, molecular function: transmembrane transporter activity. NCBI's taxonomy places the organism in Eukaryota, Fungi, Ascomycota, Sordariomycetes, Glomerellales, Glomerellaceae. Gene Ontology annotation, cellular component: membrane. The transcript has a single exon. Gene Ontology annotation, biological process: transmembrane transport.
AUGAAGAAAGCCGAGAACAUCGCCCUUCUGGCCACCUCUGCUGUCCUCGCUGGCGGAUACAUCGCUUGGGUUGAGCGACAAGAACGCCUGGGACGGCCCGCGGUUAUCCCUAACUCGCUGUGGAAGAAUCAUACAUUUACCGGCAUCUGUGUUAGCGUCUUCAUGGUAUGGGGUGCCUUCAAUGCGACAGAGCAGCUCAGCUCCUUUUACCUCCAAUACCUCCAAAAGCUCUCUGCGAUUGACACCUCGGUACGCUUUUUGCCAGCUCCCUUUGGUGGAGUGUUGGCUAGCAUUGUUGCAGGGCUCGUCGUGCACCGUGUUCGCGCGGACCUAGCCAUCCUCCUCGCUGUCGUCCUCUCAAGCCUGUCACCGCUGCUGAUGGCAAUUGUCGACCCCGCAUGGUCUUACUGGACAUGCAUUUUCUGGGCAAUGUUCAUGAAUGCAAUUGGUGCGGACACGCUAUUCACCAUUUCCAACUUACUGAUCACUUCGCUGUUCCCAGCUCGACAGCAAGGUGUGGCCGGAAGCGUAUUUAACACUAUCGCCCAAAUCGGCAAGAGCGUUGGCUUGGCAUCCUCGGGUGCCAUAGCGAGUGCGGUGACAGCACAUUCCACAGUGGCAGACAAGGAGAGCCCGACAGCGUUGCUGGAGGGUUAUCGGGCAUCGUUCUGGUAUUGCUUUGCUCUGUAUGGCGCAACUCUAAUUGUGACUGUCUGGGGUCUCAGAAUGAUCGGCAAAGUGGGCGUCAAGAAAGAGUAA